AUGGCACCGCCGCCGUACACCUACACCCACUCCCCCUCCCUCUCCCCCCUAUCCACCCAGCCCCCCCAAUCCCUCUCCACCACGAGCAACCCUCCCAUCGCCCACCUCAUGACCAGCGUCCUCAUCCUCCGCCAGCCCAAAUCUCAAUCUCAAAAGGACUCAUCAUCAUCAUCCUCUCAAAGUACCACCACCAAAGCCUCACCCCCGCCACCGGCAGAGAUCCUCCUCCUCCGCCGCUCCCCCACAGACUCGUACCCCCUCAAGUGGGAAACCCCCGGCGGCUCCGUUGACCCCUCGGACCCGUCCGUGCUCGCCGCCGCCGCGCGCGAGCUCUACGAGGAAGCCCGCCUGGCGGACCCGCACUUCCUCGCGCACGUCGGCAUGGCGCCGUCCAUCAACGCCGACGAGGCCGCGCGGAUGGGCGAAUGGGGCAUCCCGCCUGACCUCGAAGACGCAAAGGACGUGGACCUCGUCGCCGCUGCGGGCAGCAUAGAGAUGAAGGUGACGACGUUUAUGGAGUCGGGCGAGGUCUGGGGCAAGAUGAACUUUCUUGCUACCGUGGACGAGGAGGCGGGCGAGAGGGUGGUGACGGACCCGGAGGAGCAUCUCGAGUGGGGGUGGUUUACGGAGGACGAGGUCCGCAGGGGACGGGCGUGGAGGAGGGUGGAUGGGGUGGAUGAUGGGGAGAGGAGGGAGAAGGUGCUUGAGUUCACGAGCCAGGCUGUUUGGGGGUCGAUUCUGGAGAGCUUUAGGGUGGGGAGGGAGCUGGGUGUGAUUGUGUGA
This is a messenger RNA of Trichoderma citrinoviride, 783 nucleotides long. RefSeq lists its product as hypothetical. NCBI's taxonomy places the organism in Eukaryota, Fungi, Ascomycota, Sordariomycetes, Hypocreales, Hypocreaceae. The transcript has a single exon. Bases 1 to 783 code for a protein of 260 amino acids. The record is from RefSeq and is a predicted model, not a curated record.